GUAGCACAAUAGUGUGCGCGUUCUGUGGAAUAAAAUCUGAAAAAUCAAGUAACGUUAGCUGACGUUACCUUCUAGCUAAAUUCACAGAAUAACUAGGUAAACAUGAGUCCUGCUUCAGGACUUCCUGCUUCUUCGGGAUCCCCUGGAAGUAGCACACCUUUCUCCAUAACUGGACAUAUCCAGCAAGUCUACAGCCAUGUCAAAAUAGAGAAUUUGGUUGCAGGACUCAGUGGAGGUGUCGUGUCAACACUGGUGCUGCACCCUCUUGACCUAGUCAAAAUCAGGUUUGCAGUGAGUGAUGGACUGGACCUGAGACCUAAAUAUAAUGGCAUUAUGCAUUGUUUGAGAAAUGUGUGGCAGCAGGAGGGGGUUCGAGGACUCUACCAAGGAGUCACCCCCAACAUCUGGGGUGCUGGGGCAUCAUGGGGCCUCUACUUCUUCUUUUACAAUGCCAUCAAGGCAUACACUAAGGAAGGGCGUCAGUCUGAACUGAGUGCCACAGAACACCUGCUGUCAGCCGCCCAAGCAGGUGUAUUGACUCUCACCCUAACCAACCCUAUCUGGGUGACUAAGACUCGCCUGGUGCUGCAGUAUAACGCUGAUCCCACCAGGAAACAGUAUAAAGGGAUGAUAGAUGCACUGGUGAAGAUCUACCGGCAUGAGGGGAUACCUGGACUGUACAGGGGGUAUGUUCCUGGUAUAUUUGGCACAUCACACGGGGCAUUGCAGUUCAUGGCCUAUGAGGAGCUGAAGAGAGACUACAACAAAUACAAGAAAAUGCCUUCAGAAGCUAAACUGAAUGCAUUGGAAUAUAUCACAAUGGCAGCUCUAUCCAAAAUAUUUGCUGUGGCUACCACAUACCCUUACCAGGUGGUGCGGGCUCGCCUGCAGGACCAGCAUAAUAAGUACAAUGGAGUCCUGGAUGUGGUCAGGAGGACAUGGAGGAAUGAGGGAGCUGUAGGGUUCUAUAAAGGCAUGGUGCCCAACCUGAUCCGUGUCACCCCAGCCUGCUGUAUCACCUUCCUGGUCUAUGAGAACGUGUCUCGCUUCCUGAUGGGCCAGAAGUGAGGAGGACUAAGGAGACAGCCACGGAAGGACCACAAAAAGGAAGGGACUCAGACAGUGUAUGUGGCGCUAGAUAAGAUAAGCCAUGAACUGAAGUCUCCAGAACUGUCACAGCAGGUAACUGGAGCAGACAUAUCAUCUGGAUGCACCUCUGGCAGCCGAGUCAAAACAUGAUGUUGAUAAUGCUGAUAAUUAAAGACUGGUCUCUGUCUCUUCCUUGGAUGCAUCACAGAAGAAUAGACCUCACUGGAGGUAUUGUACAGGAUGUGCACAAAGCAAAAAGCAACCAUUCUUUCAAUGCUGCUGGCUGUGAUAUGAAUACUGUGUGUGUGUGUGUGUGUGUGUGUCUGUGUGUGUUAAAAGAGCAUACCUGCUAUUUUCAGGGUACUAAUGUACGCCCAAUUUGUUUUUAUUUAAUGUAUUGGCAUCAUACUGUAGUGCAUAUAAUAAUGUCAUAGGAAAUGAUCACAGUAAUAAUAAUAAUAAUGUCAUAGGAAAUGAUCACAGAUUACUGAUUGCACCGCUUAACAUCUUUGAAAUAAUGUUAAUUUCAGAAGUCUUCAUCUGAAAUAUCAGUGUUGAAUUGGCAUUAGUUCAUUUUCAGGUAAAAUGUUCUAUUAAAGUUUAAAGCUUUAUGUUGCUUUUGCAUUUCAGAUAAUUUUACAGCUGUGCUGUGUUCACUUGUCAUUUCAAAACGAUAUGAACACAUUCAUUUUUUUAUGAAUUCACCUGGUCAUGCAUAAACCAAUGUUCAACAAAAGUUAUUCUCUGAUAGUAAAACAUUUGUUAGCUUUUUAUAGCUUCAGAUUACAUUUAACAGCUGUCCUAUGUUCACUUUUCACUUGGAAAAGAUAUCAGCACAUGCAUUUCUUUAUUAACUUACCUGGUAAUGCAUAAACCAAUGUUCAAAUGAUGUUCUUCUCUGAUAGGAAAACAUUUGUUAGCUUUUUUUUGCUUCAGAUAAAACUUUAAAGCUG
Salmo salar (Atlantic salmon) is the source of this 2042-nucleotide messenger RNA. Its product is annotated as solute carrier family 25 member 32. The record is from RefSeq and is a predicted model, not a curated record. NCBI's taxonomy places the organism in Eukaryota, Metazoa, Chordata, Actinopteri, Salmoniformes, Salmonidae. Gene Ontology annotation, biological process: transmembrane transport; nucleotide transport.